Messenger RNA from Helianthus annuus (common sunflower), 3081 nucleotides. RefSeq names its product DNA repair protein RAD4. Gene Ontology annotation, cellular component: XPC complex; cytoplasm; nucleotide-excision repair factor 2 complex. The record is from RefSeq and is a predicted model, not a curated record. The transcript is spliced from 14 exons. Lineage: Eukaryota; Viridiplantae; Streptophyta; Magnoliopsida; Asterales; Asteraceae. Gene Ontology annotation, molecular function: damaged DNA binding; single-stranded DNA binding. Gene Ontology annotation, biological process: mismatch repair; nucleotide-excision repair. Bases 227 to 2950 code for a protein of 907 amino acids.
GGAGACAUACAUAGACAUGUCAUAUGAGAUGUGUGAUUUGCAUAGGUCUUUCAUCUUUGGUAGUUGGGUAUACGACGCCGUAUGAACUUCUUCCCUCGCAAUUCUCUUGUAUACUCGCGGCAAUUGAUUGAUGCGUCUUUUUUUUUCCCCGAAUGAAGUGACGCACCUCAACCGCCGUUAGUGUUCACCAACGCAAAAACACAUCCGGAUUGUCGAAAGAAACGACAUGAAAACCAGAAAUCAAGCCAAGCGAAAGAAUCAAUCAACUGGUGAAGAGGGAGUACCUGCACAUGACCCAAAAGCAAAUGGAACUCUCGCUAAUACAUCACAGGAUGGUGUCAACAAGUUUCUGAAACAAGCUGGUUCACGCCGUUCUCGUGGUUCCAAAAAACAAGAUAAUCACCCUCUUAGUUGGGAUGAUGCUGAUAAGUUAAAGGGGAAGGAAAAACAAGUUAAUGACGACAGCUAUGCACAAAAUAUGUCGGAGGUCAAGGAUUCUAAGAACUCAUCACCUUCGAACAAAAAUGACGGAAGUCCUCAGCAAGCUAAGUCUGAACUGGAAGACGUAAUGGCUGAUUCAGAUUGGGAAGACGGAUCGAAUCCCAAUUUAAAUUCUGAAAAUAAUCAUCCAGGUUAUAUAAACAAGGAUAUCACUAUAGAGUUCGAUUCAUCACCCGGUGCAGUCAAGCGGAAGCCUAUACGCCGAGCUUCUGCCGAAGAAAAGGAAGUGGCUGAGCUUGUACACAGGACACAUUUACUCUGUUUAAUUGGACGGGGACGAUUGAUUGAUAGUGCUUGUGAUGAUCCUUUAAUUCAGGCAUCUUUAUUGUCACUUUUGCCGGCAAACAUGCUGAAGUUAUCGGAAGCCACAAAUCUCACAGUCGAUGCUUUGACUCCUUUAGUCAACUGGUUCCAUAGUAACUUCCGCGUUAGAAUUUCAAGCAAUGAAAGAUCCUUCCCGUUAGCUUUAGCCACAGCUCUCGAAACCCAUGAGGGGACUCCCGAGGAGGUGGCGGCGUUAUCUGUUGCACUGUUUAGAGCAUUGAAUUUUUCAACACGGUUUGUAUCCAUUUUAGAUGCCGCAUCCUUGAAGCCAGAUGCCGAUAGAUGUGACGAUAUGUCUCAAGGAAGAAAACUCGGUAAGGGGGUAUUCGACUCAUCAACGAUCAUGGUGACUCAAUCAAAUGAGGCGUCUACAUCUUCCGAUAAACACACUGCACCUGUUGGUGUUGACCAGAAGAUUGCAUCUGAAGCUUCUACAAAAGCUUCAAGCCAAAGGAAAAGUAAAAAGUCAGGUCAAAGUCAAAGUCAAAUUGUCUCUCGAGAUACAGACUCCACCGUAGUUGACCAGUCAAAUGAGAAAACGAUGGACCCUUCUUCUACGGGCGUAAAGAGAAAAGGGGAUAUUGAGUUUGAGAUGCAGAUGGAAAUGGCACUUGCGGCAACUGCAGCACAGACACUUGAACGCAAUCUCGACAAUGAUGUUAAAAGUUCUAAUAUUAGUUCUUCGAGUUUAUCUCCGUUCAAGAGAUUGAAGAAGAUUAAAUUUGAAGAGUCUCAGGAUAUUUCUACGGCGGUUGGAUCGAGAAAAAUAGGAGCUCCGUUGUAUUGGGCGGAAGUCUACUGUGGUGGAGAGAAUUCGACUGGAAAAUGGGUUCAUGUUGAUGCGGUAAAUGCUAUCGUUGAUGGUGAACACAAAGUAGAAGCCGCAGCUGCUGCAUGUAAAACUAACUUGAGAUACGUCGUUGCUUUUGCUGGUCAAGGAGCUAAAGACGUGACUCGCAGGUAUUGCGCAAAGUGGUACAAGAUAGCUUCUCAUCGAGUUAAUUCGACUUGGUGGGACGCUGUGUUGCGGCCACUUAAAGAGUUGGAGUGUAGAGCAACCGAAGGCACUAGCGGAACGCCUAAUAAUGUGAAAAGAGAAGAAAGGACAUAUCUUGAGGAUAUGGAGCUCGAGACCAAAGCAUUAACCGAGCCACUUCCAACUAAUCAACAGGCAUAUAAAAACCAUCAUUUAUACGCUCUCGAAAGAUGGCUUACAAAGUACCAAAUUCUUCACCCAAAGGGCCCCGUUUUGGGAUUUUGUUCCGGUCAUUCUGUUUACCCGAGGGCUUGUGUACAAACACUGCACACUAAAGAGAGAUGGAUGAGGGAAGGGCUACAAUUAAAAGUCAAUGAACUCCCAGCGAAGGUGUUGAAGCGGUCAACAAAAGUCAACAAAGGGAAAGUUCCCGAAGCCGAUGAAGAUGACGAAAAUGAUUGUGCAGGGCCCGGAGGGACUAUCGAUCUUUAUGGAAAAUGGCAAACAGAACCCUUGUGCUUGCCUUCUGCGGAAAACGGGAUCGUGCCAAAGAAUGAUCGCGGGCAAGUAGAUGUGUGGUCCGAGAAGUGUUUGCCUCCGGGAACCGUGCACUUAGGGUUUCCGAGAAUCUUUGCUAUCGCAAAGAAGCUGGAGAUCGAUUACGCACCUGCAAUGGUCGGGUUUGAAUUCCGAAAUGGCCGUUCCUUUCCUGUAUAUAAUGGCAUUGUGGUGUGUAGUGAAUUCAAGAAUAUAAUUCUAGAGGCAUAUGCGGAAGAAGAAGUGAGAAGGGGAGAAGAAGAGAGAAGGAAGAACGAAGCUCAAGCCAUAUCGCGGUGGUAUCAGCUUCUUUCAUCUAUAAUUACUCGACAAAGAUUAAAUAAUCGAUACGCAGAGGGAGUUUCUUCACAACCGUCAAAUGAUAUUCAAAAAACGAAUGAUGCGUUUCAUCAAACAAGUGAGGAUGUACAGAAACCGAUGUCUGACGAAGCAAAUGAAGAUGUUGGUCAACCUGAUGUUGGGCCGCAACCAUUGUUUGAAGAAGACCAUGAGCAUGUGUUUUUGACGAAUGAUCCUGGUUCGGAUGUAGAGAGUUCCGUUAGGAUAAAACGGUGUCAGUGUGGGUUUUCAAUUGAAGUUGAAGAGUUGUAGUGACGGUUAUCCAUGUUUCUAAAAUCGUUCUUGUUCUUUUGGUGAAAAGUUUGUAUGCCGAAAUCCGAAUGUUAAGAUACGACGACCAUAACCCAAGAUAUUUAACAAAACACAAGAAACAACCACCCCCA